GGUAAAGAUUCUUUGUCAAAUAAUCCUUUUGUUGUUAGACAAAGAGUGAAAAGGCAGAAGAAACUCUCUCAACCACUGCCACACCUACACCAUUCCUCCGUUGAACAAUUACCAUUAAAUAUACAUAAACAAAAAACUUUCUAUUCUUUCAAUUGAAAUAACCUUUUUGCUGAAUCUUUUCUCUAUCAGAAGCUGACCCUUUGCUUCCAUUUUACUGCAUUGACCUCACCUUUUUUGGGAUUAGGUUUUCUCGUUGAAUGGUUUAAAAUCAAUGAGGAAUCUUGAUUUUUAGUUGUGGAUGACCGGGAAUCAUGGAUCAGUCGGUCUUGGUGAUCUGGGUUUUUCUACGCUUAACUGGGCUGCUUUUGAACUUGUCACCGGUUGCCGGUAACGCUGAAGGUGAUGCUUUGUAUGCUCAGAAGACCAAUUUGGGUGAUCCUAAUAGUGUUCUACAGAGUUGGGAUCCAACACUUGUUAAUCCUUGUACUUGGUUCCAUGUGACAUGCAACAAUGAAAAUAGUGUUACUAGAGUUGAUCUUGGAAAUGCAAAUCUAACAGGUCAACUGGUACCACAGCUUGGCCAACUCCAGAAAUUGCAGUACUUGGAGCUUUAUAGUAAUAACAUAAGCGGAAGAAUUCCAAAUGAACUGGGAAACUUGACAGAGUUGGUUAGCUUGGAUCUUUACCUGAACAACUUAAAUGGUCCAAUCCCUGACACACUGGGCAAGCUUCAGAAACUACGCUUCCUGAGGCUGAAUAAUAACAGUUUGAGUGGACGUAUUCCCAUGUCUCUAACCACCAUUGUUGCACUUCAAGUACUUGAUCUCUCAAACAAUCAUUUGACAGGACCAGUUCCAGUCAAUGGUUCCUUUUCGCUUUUUACUCCUAUUAGUUUUGUUAAUAACCAAUUGGAAGUUCCUCCAGCUUCUCCGCCUCCUCCUCUUCCUCCUACGCCCUCAUCUUCUUCUUCAGUGGGCAACAGUGCAACUGGAGCCAUCGCUGGAGGAGUUGCUGCAGGCGCUGCUCUUCUAUUUGCAGCUCCUGCAAUUUUUCUUGUUUGGUGGCGUCGGAGGAAACCACAAGAUCACUUCUUUGAUGUUCCUGCUGAGGAGGAUCCAGAAGUUCAUCUAGGACAACUCAAGAGGUUUUCCUUGCGUGAAAUACAAGUUGCAUCAGAUAAUUUUAGCAACAGAAAUAUACUUGGUAGAGGUGGAUUUGGUAAGGUUUAUAAGGGCCGGUUAGCUGAUGGCUCUUUAGUUGCAGUGAAAAGACUAAAAGAGGAACGUACUCAAGGUGGGGAGUUACAGUUUCAGACAGAAGUAGAAAUGAUCAGCAUGGCUGUACACCGAAAUCUACUUCGUUUAAGGGGCUUUUGCAUGACUCCCACUGAGCGCGUGCUUGUUUAUCCAUACAUGGCGAACGGAAGUGUUGCAUCACGUUUAAGAGAGCGGCCUGAAUCUGAGCCCCCACUUGACUGGCCAAAAAGGAAGCGUAUUGCACUUGGGUCGGCAAGAGGCCUUGCUUACUUGCAUGAUCAUUGUGAUCCUAAGAUUAUUCAUCGUGAUGUCAAAGCCGCAAAUAUCUUAUUGGAUGAGGAGUUUGAAGCAGUUGUUGGGGAUUUUGGGUUAGCUAAACUCAUGGACUACAAGGAUACUCACGUUACCACUGCUGUACGCGGUACAAUUGGGCAUAUUGCCCCUGAAUAUUUAUCUACUGGUAAAUCUUCUGAGAAGACGGAUGUGUUUGGCUAUGGGGUUAUGCUUCUAGAGCUCAUAACUGGCCAAAGGGCUUUUGAUCUUGCUCGACUUGCGAAUGAUGAUGAUGUCAUGUUGCUUGAUUGGGUGAAGGGACUUCUGAAGGACAAGAAAUAUGAAACAUUAGUUGAUGCAGAUCUCCAAGGUAAUUACAAUGAAGAAGAGGUGGAGCAGCUUAUUCAGGUAGCUCUACUCUGCACGCAGAGUACGCCUACAGAACGUCCAAAGAUGUCGGAAGUUGUUAGAAUGCUUGAAGGCGACGGCCUUGCUGAGAGGUGGGAGGAAUGGCAAAAGGAGGAGAUGUUCAGGCAAGAUUACAACCAUGUCCAUCAGCCCCAUACUGAUUGGAUUAUAGCCGACUCCACUUCAAAUCUCCGAGCAGAUGAAUUGUCGUGGCCAAGAUGAUCUUUCAGUUAUACUGCCAUCAGCACAUAUAGGACUGACUCUUGAGGGAAAAUCCUCUUUGUAUCUGUAGUUGGUAAUUGUCAUCUUUGUGCAUACCUUUUUCCUUCUUUUCCAUUUUUUGUUUCUUUCAGUCAGUUAUAUUGUAUUCGAUUGUCAAAAUGUCUAUAGGUGAUUUGGUCAUUACAGGUCUGAAUAUGAAAGUUAGCCGGAAUGGCGUUUGUUAAAAGAAUAAACACUUGUAAACUUCAAGUUUUCACAAUUUCUUUCAUGUUCAUCGGCAGUUUGUUGA
Molecule: messenger RNA, 2448 nt
Organism: Nicotiana attenuata
Lineage: Eukaryota; Viridiplantae; Streptophyta; Magnoliopsida; Solanales; Solanaceae
Product: BRASSINOSTEROID INSENSITIVE 1-associated receptor kinase 1-like
Exons: 11
Coding region: 312-2159 (615 amino acids)
Biological process (GO): protein phosphorylation
Molecular function (GO): protein binding; protein kinase activity; ATP binding
Source: RefSeq, a predicted model, not a curated record